UUUUUUAGGUGUCCAUCGUCUCAAAUUAAUGCUACAUCCCAUGAAUGGAUUCAAGUAGAAUUAGCAGAUGAAUAUUUUAUUGUUGGGGUACGUACUCAAGGCCGUUGGGAUAAAGGGAGAGGGUUAGAAUUUCCAUCUGCUUACAUGAUCGAAUAUUGGCGUCCAUCAUUGGGUCGCUGGGCACGAUACAGCACUGGAAAUGAGAUUAUUUCGGCAAAUUCGAAUACCCAAACCGCCGUUCUUCGACUACUAGACGGAGGAAUAAUUGCCAAAUUAGUGCGAUUAAUUCCAGUGAGUGAAUCAAUUCGAACUGUUUGUCUACGUUUUGAACUUUAUGGGUGUUUAUAUAAAGAGCCUAUUAUCUCCUAUUCUGCACCAACUGGCGCCAUAGUCGAUGCUUUGGAUUUACGAGAUAUUAGCUAUGAUGGUUGGACUGUUCCACAAUUACCAGAAUCUUCAAAAAAUUUAAAUAAUUUAUUGUCUGAUAUUGUAUGUUUGCGUGGGGGUUUAGGACAACUUUUUGAUGGAAUUGUAGGGAAGGAUAAUUUUGAAGAAUUUCCAAGUCAUUGGAUUGGUUGGCAUAAAAGUCAGAAAAUAGGUAGAAUAAUUUUGAUUUCGAAAUUUAUUUAUUUAAAGGCCAAUUUGUUCCUCUCGAAUUUUUAUUUAAACGAAAACAGAAUUUGUCGGCAAUUUUACUCUAUACUUCAAAUUUUCGAAAGCGGGGUGCCUAUAUUUUUAGCUCUGUCCGUCUCCAUUUUUCACCACUUGGAGGGGAAUUCUCAACUCGAAUUCUUGAGAAAAAAUUCCCGGAAGAUUCCCAAUUCGAAAAUGCUCGUUGGAUACGUAUUCCAAUUCCUCAAAGAAUUGCAUCUCGUUUACGAAUUGAAUUAUUUUUUGGAUGAAUCUUUAAUUGACAAUUAUGAUUUACUUCAAAAUGAAAAAGACCUUUUAUUAACUUCUUAUGAAGAUGAUGAAAGUGAUUAUAUAGAAUUUUCAUCAGAUGAUAAUAUUAUUAAUAAAUCUUUAAUUUGUUAUUUAAUGGUUAUAUUUAUCUUCCUUGGAUUAUGUCUUUCAAUAACUGCCUUUUGUUUAUGCCUUCGUUCAAUUUUCUUUUCUUCUCGCCAAAAAAGAUCUCCACCAAAAAAUACAUCCAAAAAUUGUUACAAAAAUGGAACAUCUUCUUUAACAUCUAAAGCAACAAUUUCUUUUAAUAAUUCCCCUUCAACUUUGCGCCAUUCCAAAUCAUUAUUGUUACAACAAUUAUUGCAAGGAGCUAGAAGAAAAAUUGAUACUAAAAAGGGUCGCCUAUGUUCUUCCCAAUCCCACGUUUUGCUUAAAAUUCCCUUCGAUUCUGUCGAUGACAAAGAACAACAAAAUGAGCUAAUAGAUACAGCUAGGCUUGUAUUACAUCAUAAUAAAACUGACAACAAAAUAUUAAACGAUAAUGAAAGUCAAUAUGCAGAUCCAGAUGAUACACAAAAUUAUUUAAAGAAUUGUAAGCAACAAUUUCCAAUAGCCACAAUUCGAAGACCCUCUCUUCUACAUUAUGCAACCAGAGAUUUAUUUGUUAAUGACAGAACAAAUCAAACGCCUUUUGAGGAAAGAAUAUUAAGUCCAACUUCCAGCACAGACUUUUUAUCCCAACAACGUUAUCUUGGCACACCAACAAUGGCUAAUUUUCCUCCUUUAAUUCCUUUACCUCCUCCACUUCCUUCAUUACCUCCACCAAAUAUUAGAUUAGAAGAAGUUAAUAAUUAA
Molecule: messenger RNA, 1758 nt
Organism: Meloidogyne enterolobii
Lineage: Eukaryota; Metazoa; Nematoda; Chromadorea; Rhabditida; Meloidogynidae
Source: the annotation of a GenBank genome assembly